Molecule: messenger RNA, 2231 nt
Organism: Chlamydomonas reinhardtii
Lineage: Eukaryota; Viridiplantae; Chlorophyta; Chlorophyceae; Chlamydomonadales; Chlamydomonadaceae
Exons: 2
Coding region: 568-2124 (518 amino acids)
Source: RefSeq, a predicted model, not a curated record
GCAAGUCGUGAUUUGCGCAAUGCCGUUUGCACACGGCUCAGAAAGGCCGCGCGCGAGAAAUGUCGCUGCAGUCGCCCACCAGUUCAUUCCUGCUGAAUUCCCAGGAGCAACUGGCCUUACAAAGACAUGCUCCAUGCCUAUUUUGCUUAAAGCAGGUCGCGGGGCCUGGCGUCGUGCACAGCGAAGUCGUACUUCUCGCCGAGCGUCGGGCGCUGUCCCCAGUUGCGCCUUGCCGUGGCGCCCGCAUCGGCCAUAAGACCAGCAGCUCGCAGUCAUACUUCAAAUACGUUUACUGUUCUCCCAUAUUGAAGCAAAUCAACAUCGUUGACAACGACCUGCACGACCCGCUGAAACGAAAGCUUUCAGCUCUACGCUUCCUGAGCGCACUUCCCCAUAGCCAUCCAGUUGACGGAAUCAAAUACUCGCUAGCCAAGCACCGCUCUGCUGCCCUUGCUUACUCGCCAAGAGACUUGCCGGAGCCCGUCAAGCCAUCGGAGUGCGCCUUUGCCUUGUGGUCACCACAGUCUACGCCUGCUCCCGGGAGCUCAAGCAAGAAGCCUAGGAAUCAUGACGCCAUCGCUGCGCCGUCUUCCAAGCCUGGCCAUCGAGGUGCCGGACUGCCUGAAGGACGAGUCCAUCGUUGACUUUCCGACCCCGCCGAGCCUGCCGCCCUCGGCGAGCGACUCCACUGGCGCUGUCACCAACGUGACUCCUGGGUCCUGGUGUGAGCCCCUGUCGCCCAGCGCCGUGAGCGCCAUCAGCCCUCGUGCCUGGGGCCUCGAAGGAGCCUCGGCCCCGGCCUCGGCCUCCCUGCUGCCGGCGCCUUUUGCCUUCGUUCGCUGCAGCGCCCUCGCGGCUGACUGCUGCGGCCGCCCCAGCGCCAGCGCCAGCGGUUUUGCUGACACGCGCUAUGAGUGCCUGGCUUACUCGCCCCGCCAGGUGUCCUCCUCCGGCGGCAGCUCCCAGUACACGAAUACACUCUUCGGCAGCAGCUGCAGCAGUGACGAUGACGAAGAGGAGGCGGAGGAGCCGUUGUCAUCGCCCAAUGCCGCCGCAUGCGGCACCACCCGACUCAUCUCGUUCUCCGCCUGCGCCUCCGCCUUCGCGUCCACAUGCUCCUCGCCGCGCCCCCUGCCCAGCCCACCGCCCAAGCAGCCGCUGUGCCCCGCAACCCUCCCCAGUAUCGCUACUGACGGCGACCUCUCUUCGUGCUGCGACUCCUGCUGCUGCAUGAGCCCCCGCACCGAGGCGCGGCGGGUGGCCGCCGCGUUCGGCCGUUUCGACUGGUCCUGCUGGGCUUCCGAGGCCGAGUGGGCGGCGCUGCGUGACGCCGACAUGGCCACCCUGGAGCGCUUUGGCCUGCUGCACUGGACCCUGGACGACCUGCAUGACGCACAGCUGGCAGAGGCGUUCGCCGCCGUGGACUGGGACGCAGUCGCCGACAAGAGCACCACCGCCUUCCCCACCCCCUUCCCCGCCGCCGCGUGCGCCGCCGCUUCCUCUGCCGCUGCCUACGCUGCCGCUGCAACCACCUCUCUAUCCACAACCACAACCACCACUAGCUGCCUUCUCGGGAGUGAUGAUGUGGCGGAGGAGGCCGAGGUGGACUUCGCGAUGCUGCGUGAGGCCGCGGACGAGGCAGUGGCGACGCUGCUGCUGCUGAGCCCGACGGCGGCGGCGGCGGCGGCGGCGGUGGCGGCUGUUGCUCCUCCUCCCCUCCGUGGCGGCAGUGGCUACGGCUUGUGCGCGGAGGACGUGUUGCUGAUGUGUGCGGACAUGGAGGACCUGGAGGCGUGCGGCCUGGUGGGGUGGACGCCGCAGCGCCUAGCUCGGGACACGGCCUACCGCCGGCUGGUGCUGGAGGCGGAGGAGGACACGGCGUUGUGUGGUGGUGGUGAGGGUGAGGGUGAGAAUGAGGAGAGCUGCGGCUCCACCCCCUGCAUCUCGGCGGGUAGCAGCCCCUGCUACAGCCGCUGCAGCAGCGGCCGCAGCGCCGGCGGCAGUAGCAGCUGCAAGGGCGGCGGCGGCAGCAUGCGUUGUGCGGCCUGGUGGCUGGCGGAGGAGGCGGAGGCUGUGCGGGUGCUGCUGGUGUUUGGGCAACAGCAGGAGGAGGGGUGCCGCUAACAGUGUGUGUGUUACAGAUGCUACGGAUGCAACUGCGGUCUACGGGAUUGUGUGUGUGAUGUUGUGAGGCUGGGAAGUGACAAGUGAGUAUUAUAGGACUGAUAUGG